UUACCAUAGCGGAAGAUCUCGAAUGCUAUUUAAACCCGAGAGCAUUGCUGAAUGAAGUGAAUAGCCUCAAAGUUGAAACAUCUCAAUAUCGCUCGACAAGCUAGUGUUUGUUAACCACUGUAUACCACAAUCAAUUGUGUAUUACACAAGUAUUUUUAAUUCUGUUCUUAACUUAUUAAUCCAACGAAGGAUGUAUGGUUAUUUGGUGAUAUAUUUUGCAACAAUUAUUUGUCUACAGUUAUACGUUACAGUCGAUUGCCGGCUCCAUUCGGAUCACAACGUGGAAUGUGGAAUUUAUCCACAGAUUGUUACAGUGGACGGCGGAGGAUUGCCGUAUUUCGUGGAACUAAAUCAAUGCCAGGGUGCUGUCGAAGGUUUUGACCCCGCAAUAAAAAACUGCACGUUCCAUUCAUUUAAAAAUGUGAGCGUCAAAAUCACAACCCAUGGAGGUGAAAAAACUGUCGUUUUAAAAAACCACACAAGUUGUAAAGGAACGUGCGCAAAGCCAUGUCCGACAAAAUGGCACAACAGGGACCCGUUAACGUGUGCAUGCAAAUGUAACCAUGCUCAAAUACCGAAUGGCCACGAGUGUCCAAAGGAUCACGCUUGGGACAAAAAUAACUGCAACUGUCGAUGUGAUUUGAAAAGGACCCCGAAGAAAAAAGUGAACUUAGAAGAAUGCAAGCUCGAGUGUAAACGGGUUCGUGAAUGUCAAUCAGGUUGGGCUUUCAACAAGGACGACUGUAGAUGUUACCGAACCCGUGCUGCGGCGUCAAGUAGUGAAGGAUCCGACAGCAGCAAUCAGGGGAAGAUCUUAGCAGCAGUGGUUCUUGGAGAGUUUUUUUUUCUUUUUUUUAUCUUUGAUUUCAUUUUGUACUUGAAGGGAACAGGAUUUAUGUACAAUGUUAUAAACAAAUGUAAAAGAAAUCCACGUGAUAAGUCAACUCCACAUGGGGAGCAAGCUCGCUUAAAUCAUGAAGAGAAUGAUAAUAAUAUCCCUGUCGGUGUCCGUGUGGACAGGAAUGGCGCUUCUCAUGCUCAACAGAAAGUUAACCCGACGUGAAUAUUGCAGUAUUUUAUCAAAUUCUGACAGAAAGACAGAAGAAAAGAAAAGUACAAAGCAUGCUCGACUGUAGUUUGUAGUCAUUCACACGAACCAUUGUUUAGUGAAAGGAUGUGUAUAUUCAUCGUCGUAUCAUAUUUGUAGACUGUAGUAUAACGCUGCUGUUGUAGUCAUGACUUGAAUGGUUCUCUUGUAUAAAUUUCUACCUUCAGUGGUCCAAAUAGUGAAGUUAAAAUCAAUGUUCUAAAGAAAUUUAAGGGACGAUACGUCAAAAUUAUUUCUCUAGAGCAUUGAUUUUCAUUUUAAGAUUACUUAUUCACCCAACUGCUGUUCAUAUUAGUCAGAAACGUUCAAAGUGAAAUGGAGUAACUACUAUCUAUUGUACAUAGUGAAACAUAAUAAUGAGUGGUCUAGCCAAAAUUGGUGUUGGUUUUUCGUCGAGCAAGACAGCAAUGUUGGCGUAGGAAAUUUGCAUUAGGACUGGUUCUUCAGCGAAAUCGACCCAAACACGUUUAAUACCUGCUGUCACCUGACGUUAACCAACCAUAUUUUCGGAAAGAUCACGUCGAUAGCCACUUUUCUGAGCUUAGGACACAUAAGUGAUUCAUUUUAAGUGAUUAAUUGUCUCCUGAUGUGAUCCUGGAUGUAGUAUUUCAAACGGUUUUGUAAAAUAUUAAGUAUGGAAAGUAUGGAAAGUUUAGAUUAACGACAUAACUAUGAACUAUAAAUAACACGACUAAUUUUGUGUUGGUAAUGUCGACCAGGUAGCCAUUGCAUAGUUUAUUAUUGCAAUAAGAGAGACUAAAAAAUAGAUAGAAUAAAGUCUAAAAUAUUUAUUAUCCAUGUAUAUUAUUUAAUUCAUUAACACUGUUGCGAGAACAAUUGCUGUGUGUAUGUAGUUUGUGGUACAUUAGUGACGUAGAAUAAAAUAUAUUU
Dendronephthya gigantea is the source of this 1999-nucleotide messenger RNA. RefSeq lists its product as uncharacterized. The transcript is spliced from 6 exons. Lineage: Eukaryota; Metazoa; Cnidaria; Anthozoa; Malacalcyonacea; Nephtheidae. The record is from RefSeq and is a predicted model, not a curated record. Bases 191 to 1063 code for a protein of 290 amino acids.